CCAUAUGCGCAUGCGUAUUCAUCUGUGGAGUGGUAAUGUCAAUGCACUAAGGCGCGACGUGUAACUCAAACUUUCCGCCCCGCCUUUUUUAUGCAUAUAUCAGCGGAUGUCCUGUGCCACCCUCGUAUCUACUGAGAAUGAGAUAAUUUAGGUCUUUUUAGUUCGUAGCAACCUUCGAGGAAUACCGCUAUACCAAUAAUUGAGCAAAGUGUUUACCAAUGGACUGAACAGUUCAAAAGUGAUCAAAUGAGUGUGAAGGAUGAGGAAAGAGCAGAGCAUCCAGGUACAGCCACAACUGAUGCCUAUACUGAAUAAGUCUGUGCCUUUGAGUAACAGGCAAAGCUGUUACCCUACAAUACCAUAGAAAAAAGAUAAAAUUCCUCCAACAAUGCAGAUCCGUUGGUACAAGAAACGCAUAACUGCUGUUUCUAUUGCAGCAAUUGUGCUUUAUUUUAUCUUUCGUUCUCAAGAGCACAGCGCCAUUUUUAAAAUUAUCAUACGAGAUACUAAACCAGCUGAUGUCUGGGAGUAUGUUGCUGAUUUUAGUAACAUGAAGAAGCUCAAUCCUACAAUUGUAGACUUCAGCAUUUUGACAGAGAGUGGUAACUAUGAUCACUGGAAAUAUUCUGCUGAAUAUAAAGAAUUUCUGCCACAUGCACCAUUUAUCCACCACUCCACUCAUGCUGACUUUGAGGUACGACAAGAUGGAGAGUCUUACAUAAUCAACUCAAAUCAUAGCACAUGCUUUUUUAAGGGUGUGGCUUGCUUUCCUGCAACAUCUGAAUUCAUGUUUUCCAAAUUAGGGCCAAAUACUCUCUGUGUUGAGCGGGUGACUUAUAAGUGCCCAUUUUUGUUUGCAAGAAUGUGUCAAAAAGAUGUGGAUUACCAGAGAAGUUCAGUAAUGCGAAAUUUGGAGAAACAAUUCACAGUUAAGAAAAAAGUUAAGAAAAGCUAGAGGAAACAGAUGUCUUAACAAUUAUACUGGAAACCGUAUGGUUACGUAGCUGAACAACACUGAUUAGUUUGUGCUGCCCUACUUACCUCUAUAAUUUUUUAUGUCAGCUAUGAUGUAUGACUGAGAAAGUCAGUUGAACAGAAGACAAAGGUGCUUUGAAAAAUAUAAUUUUAAUAACAAAAAUUAUCAUAGAAUUAGUAUGUUAGAGACUUUUCAGUAUUUCAUGUUAGUAAGUGUCACUAAUAUUUUUAUAUAAAUUUUUGUACUUGUGCAUAAAAUUUGUAUUUAUAUUAUGCAUUUUUAGUAUUAAUGUUUACAGCAUAAUUAAAUGGUUUAUUGUA
Messenger RNA from Schistocerca serialis cubense, 1296 nucleotides. RefSeq lists its product as uncharacterized. Lineage: Eukaryota; Metazoa; Arthropoda; Insecta; Orthoptera; Acrididae. The coding region runs from base 389 to 955 and encodes 188 amino acids. The transcript has 5 exons. The record is from RefSeq and is a predicted model, not a curated record.